Molecule: messenger RNA, 2823 nt
Organism: Acinonyx jubatus (cheetah)
Lineage: Eukaryota; Metazoa; Chordata; Mammalia; Carnivora; Felidae
Gene: PDSS1
Product: decaprenyl diphosphate synthase subunit 1
Exons: 10
Coding region: 133-1140 (335 amino acids)
Biological process (GO): ubiquinone biosynthetic process; isoprenoid biosynthetic process
Cellular component (GO): mitochondrion; transferase complex
Molecular function (GO): prenyltransferase activity
Source: RefSeq, a predicted model, not a curated record
AACCAGCUGCCGCAGCCUGGGGCGAGGUAGAAGCACUUCCUGUGCCAAGUUUCCGGCUCCGGGUCCCGGGGGGAAGACCGCCCGGCCAUAGGCGGAGCCAGCGCUCCACCGCGGCUUUCAGACUCGGACCCCAUGGCUUCGUGCCGGUGGCCCUGGCGGCGCUGCUGCUCCUGGAGGCCGGCUGCCCGGAGCCCCGGCCCCGGCUCCCUGGGCCCCAGGGGGCCCCCCGGGCCGCCCGCCGCUGCCGACGACGGCGUGCAGAUGUCCUACUUUAAUCUUGUGAAGAGUUUAACAUCUGCUUUUUCAAAUAGGUAUAGUAUGUCACGGUUCCAUCACACAACGUCAGCAGCGUGCUGUUGUAGUAAAACACGGAGUGGUGAGAAAUACAUCGAUCCUUUCAAACUCGGUUGGAGAGACUUGAAAGAUCUGUAUGAAGACAUUAGAAAGGAACUAGUCAUAUCUACAACUGAACUUAAGGAAAUGUCUGAAUACUACUUCGAUGGUAAAGGAAAAGCCUUUCGACCAAUUAUUGUGGUGCUAAUGGCCCGGGCGUGUAAUAUCCAUCAUAAUAACUCCCGAGACGUGCAAGCAGACCAGCGCUCCAUAGCCUUAAUUGCAGAAAUGAUCCACACUGCUAGUCUGGUACACGACGAUGUCAUUGACGAUGCAAGUUCUCGGAGAGGAAAACACACAGUUAAUAAGAUCUGGGGUGAAAAGAAGGCUGUUCUCGCUGGUGAUCUAAUUCUUUCUGCAGCAUCUAUAGCUCUGGCACGGAUCGGAAAUACAACUGUCAUAUCUAUUUUAACCCAAGUUAUUGAAGAUUUGGUGCGUGGCGAGUUUCUUCAGCUAGGGUCAAAAGAAAAUGAGAACGAGAGAUUCGCACACUACCUUGAAAAGACCUUCAAGAAGACUGCCAGUCUGAUAGCCAACAGUUGUAAAGCAGUCUCUGUCCUCGGAUGCCCUGAUCCAGCGGUGCAUGAGAUUGCCUAUCAAUACGGGAAAAACGUGGGAAUAGCCUUUCAGCUAAUAGACGACGUGUUGGACUUCACCUCGUGUUCUGACCGGAUGGGCAAACCAACGUCGGCAGAUCUGAAGCUUGGGUUAGCCACCGGCCCUGUCCUGUUCGCUUGCCAACAGUAAAAGGAAUCAGAGAAGCCACCCAAGCAGCACAUUUUACCGUAUUUGUUGGUGUUGCAGGAAAAGCUCAUAUACCAUAAACAAGGUAAUUUACCAGAUGCCCAGGACAAUAUCAUUGUCAGCUUUGGGGGCAUAGCCUUCCAGAAAUCAGUUUUAGAGUGUGGUAUUAAGACAAAUGCCUAUUUAAUUUUGCUUUUUACCACUAAAGUUGACUGAUUUGAGCUUUCCUGAUUUUGUUUCGUGUAAAAUUUAUUCUUUUAAAAGGUCACUAACUAAAACAAAUUACUGGUUUUAAGUGCUAACUAGUUGCUGGCCUUUACAUUUUCUAAGCAUGUGAGCAACCUCUACGUGUUUAGAACCUUGUUCUGACACAUACUUGACUCUGAAAGGAACAUUCUUAAUUCUUCCUCUGUCAUCAUCCGGUUGAGGUUUUUCUAUGUGUGCCCUAUUUUUUCUUCUAGGAUUACUAAUACCGUGGUGGUGGUUACAGGACAACAACUUCAGGCUCACUGCCAGGGAAAAACUGGCAACUGCUGUAAGCACUGAUGUGUCCAAAACUAAAUAUAUCUUCCCUCUUAUUUCAUGGAACCAGAAGCUGUUAGAGCUAAUGGAUUUUAGCUCCCAUAGUUGAACUCCCUCGGGACACUGAGGAGGAGGCCAGGACACACAGGUUGAAGCCCACUCAGCUAUGUCGGCACCAGAACUAGAGCUUCCCAUCUAGAAAAUGCAGUGACUCAGAGCCCUAACUUCCUGAUUUUGUUAAUGGUGGUAAUUCUCCUGAAUUAUUGCUAAGUAAUACAGAAUAUAGAUUUUUAUCUUCAAUGUAUGCAUUUUCUUUUUUUCUCUUAGUGCCACAGUUUAACUUUGGUCUUCUUUAUAAUCAACUACAGCAACCUGUCUCUACCUGUCUCCUGUAACUCAGUGGUUCUCAACCUUGGCUGCACAUUAAAAACACCUGGCGAACUUUUCAAAUCCUGAUGCCCAGGACAGACCCCCACCCAAUACAAUCACAGUCUUUGGGAGCAGAUCCAAGCAGCCAUAAACUUCCCACGUGACUCCAGGGCGCAGUCAACGUUGAGCAUCCGUUGCUCUGUUCCACUCGAGCUGCUAAGGCAGGGCUCUGCUCAGAUCCUUCGUUGGCUUUCGGUGUCACUCAGUUUAGCACUAAAAGUAGAAUGCCUAAUUCCCAGCCUCAUCCUAAGCGAGUGUUUUUCAAAAUGUUAGCAGAGACCAGCAAAACCCACAUCAUCUGGAACCUGUUAGAAAUGCGUGCCUGGGUCCCAACCCUAUUGAGUGGCAAACUUUGAGGGAGUGGUCCAACAGGCCUCUGAUGAUUAUGGUUCAAUCUAAAGUUUGAGGACCAGAAGAGCAGCCAAUAAGGAGAUGUUAGGGAUGUACUUUGUUCCCUCACUCUCUUUUACUCAGUGUUGGGCCCAAGGAUAGAAUAGAAAGAACCCCAGAAUGAACAAACAUCAACAGCUGCCUCUCCUGAGCAUCAGCCAGUCCCUGGGCUUGGAAAUGGGUGUCUCUCUUAGAUCUGCUGCUUUAAUUGCUACAAUUUACUGGGCCCCCCAUCCAACAUCAUCUAAACAUGUAACCACCUUUUUGUUUUUUCCUGUUGUUACAAACUUAAGUGGUAGAACAUUUGAUUCUCACAAGAGCAGUAAAUAGAUUUUCUUUCUUUAU